Messenger RNA from Exophiala spinifera, 1053 nucleotides. RefSeq lists its product as uncharacterized. The record is from RefSeq and is a predicted model, not a curated record. The transcript has 3 exons. Lineage: Eukaryota; Fungi; Ascomycota; Eurotiomycetes; Chaetothyriales; Herpotrichiellaceae. Bases 1 to 1053 code for a protein of 350 amino acids.
AUGGAAUUCCCUGCCCAAGCGGGUUCUGCAGACAAGCGGUCGGUCCAGUACAAGAUGUUGCACAAAACCCCUCUCGCAGCUGAGGAACUGGGCACUCCAACACCAGAUGAGGGUUUGGUGCCAUGCCACGUCGAUUUCUGUUGUCCAAAUGCCGGCCGACUCCUCCUAGCUGACGGUCAUACGCAAUUGGCCACUCGCCUCUCCCUUCUCACACCUGAGGCCUCCUUCGAAGUGGGUAGACUUGAGACAGCAGCGACUGCUGUUAGAAUGCCCUGUCCAACCUGCAAAAACCCUGAUAACGGGGCAUCGAAGAGGGCCUCGGAGAGCUCAGCCUCUCCUGGAGAGCCAUCGUCGUCCAUAGAAGGACAAGUAUCGACGCCGCAGCCUGCCCAAGUCGUGCCCUCACUGUCUGAUCAUUGCAAAGAUUGCUGCGAUGAAAAUCCGGGCGCCACCUCCUCAACAGGAGUCCAGCUCGAGGUCUUGGUACCAUCGUCCCAAACCGCCUAUAUCUCUUCGAAGACCGCUCCCGCACGGUAUGAUGAUGAUCAUGGCGCUGUGCUGUCAAGAGCAAAUGAUGCGGCAAAGGAGAUACCGGGGGAAAGAAUGAAACAAAACUCGGGUUGGCUGAACACAGAUGUUAGCUCGGAUGUUGAAGAGGACCCCAUGUCAGCUCAGCCAGAUGCCAGUGUCCUUGAACUCGAACAACUCGAAAGCGUGGCUCAAGCUCGACUGAAGGCUAUCAGGCUCGCCUUACCUGCGGUAGUGGAAGCUAUGCAAGAAACGCGAAGCGAUCUCAAGCACAUCGACGAAACCAUUGCGACGGUGAAUGCUUUCGCUGAUGCUGCUCAGCCUGCUGCGUACCUCAGCGUGGAAUCCGCAAGAGCGAGCAUCCAGUUGCAGGACGUACUGUUCGGCCCUUUCAUGUCAAGCCACCCACCACACAGGGACAGCUAUGUGUAUGUGGCAUACAGUGAUCGGGGGAAGGUAGAUUGGGAACUUGUAAACGUUUCGCAGUUGACAAGUGUUGUUGUUGCUGAGUUUUUAAACCAAUAA